This is a messenger RNA of Drosophila mojavensis, 1856 nucleotides long. RefSeq lists its product as uncharacterized. NCBI's taxonomy places the organism in Eukaryota, Metazoa, Arthropoda, Insecta, Diptera, Drosophilidae. Gene Ontology annotation, molecular function: DNA binding. The transcript is spliced from 3 exons. The coding region runs from base 709 to 1812 and encodes 367 amino acids. The record is from RefSeq and is a predicted model, not a curated record.
ACAGUGAACAGCGCUUAGUGCCACAUCACGAAUCUUAUCGCAAGCGCACGAAUGCCAGAAACAGCAGCAACAACAACAACAACAACAAAAGCAACAGCAACGGCAACUAAAAGCUAAAACCCGACAAACUCGAGCCGAGCGUAGGUCGGCUGCAGAACAAACAAGUCAUCUAACAAAUAUACGAAAGAGUAUAUAUAUAAUAUAUAUGUAUAAAAGACAGCCAGCCAGCCAGCAGCAGCAACUAGCACUGGAAUCGCUAGCUAUAGCCAAACGAGCGAGCACUUAUAGCAUACGACGACGUCAAUAAACACGAGUGCGACGUUGUGCGAUACUAAUACUAGCAACAUCAGCAGCAACAGCAACAGCAACAGCCACAGCCACAACAACGACAACAACAACGCAACCCUCUCAACUUUAAACGCGGCUGACGCGAGUGCUGGCAAAAUGUCAAACCAGCAUUAAAAGGAGUCACAGAAAGAGAACGAACGCAAAACACGCCAGUGAGAGAGAGAACGCGCUAAGACAAACGCGCUCUCAGAGAGUGACAGUAGCAGCGGCAGCAGCAACAGCAACGACAACAACAGCGCAAUUGACUUUUAAGCAGUUUGAGCUUUCAUUUUGAGGACGCUGCGCAGCUGUUACCGAAGAGCAGAGAAAGAGAAAAAGUGAAAUAUAAUAACUGCAUUUGGCGAGCAACUUAACACAGCCAUGGACACAGCAGCAGCAACCACGAAAAAGGGAAAUAACAACAACAGCAAGAGCAAAGGGGGCAAGACGAAGACGCGUCGCAAUGAACGCAACAUUUUAACUUUCUAUGAGAAAAUUGCGGUUAUACGUUACUACGAUGAGACGAACAUCUCGCGCAAUAGUCUGGCCAAGAUGUUCCAUUGCUGCGCAACCCAAAUACGCCGCAUUCUGGAGAAGAAACGUGAACUAUUGCAGCAGCUGGCGACGCUGAGCGAAGCGGAUGCCUCCAUUAUUAUUGAAGAGAUGACGCGCAAGCGCCGAAAGUUCGAAAUGAGCGCCAUAAGCUUUCUCCUACACGAGUGGGUGGAGCGUUGUCGCCAGCUGCGUCUUGGUGUUAGCAUUAGGAACCAAACGCUGAAGGAUACGGCACUCAGGAUGGCAGCGGUGCUCAAAUUGCCAGCCUUUAGACCAUCCUAUCGCUGGCUAAACCGCUUUCGCAGCAAGUACAAGUACGAGGACGACGAGUUGGGCUACACAGGACCAAACCCGGUGGCGAACGUGCUGCCUCUGGAGCAGAUUAUUGUGGAAUUUAAGCAUGCCCUGCCAAAUUUCAUGCAGAAGGAACUGGCUGACAUCGACAUGGAUAACAAGCUGAGCGCUGUCACGCCUGAACUGGUCAACCUAUCGAGCGAAAACAGUGAAAUAUCCGAUGGAGAGGAUCUGGACGACGAUGGUGUCGAAAUGCUGACCUGCGAACCAAGUGUGCUACAUUCCCCAGCCAGCACAUCAGAUGGAGAAGAUGAGUCGCUGCCGAUGCCGCUGCCUCAGCAGCAACCGGAAGAGGAUGCCUCGAUGAGCCUGCUCAUGAAUGCGGGCUCAUGCUCGCUGUUAAGCAACGUCUUCCCCCACUUGGCCAUCAUACAUCAGUUUGCUUUAAUAAACUCUGAUGUGCAGGCAUUGGAAUUGAUCUCUCAGCUGGGCGUGCACAUGCAGCAGCAGGCGACAGCUGGUGCCUACCAAAUCCUAAAUCUGCCUACGAAUGGGGAAGCACCAGCUUUGCCCACCCCAGAACUGCCACCGGGCAGCAUUUACGCGGACAUAGAUGACAUCGAGUUGAUCGAAUAGAAUUAAGUAUAUGAUAUUCAUAAAUAAAAGUCAGGUAGCACUUA